AUGGAUAGUGUAGAGGCUGUAUCAGCCAGGGAUAAGCACAAGAGUUUUUUCCUGCCGGCUAAGAGUGUCGUUCUGGUGGACGAGGACGAGGAAGAUGAGGAUGAUGAGGUUUCCAACACAGUUUAUUCUCUACAGAACAAUGAUGAUGGUAUCAAGAACUCUUCUCAAGUUUCCAGCAUUCUAGAGGAAGAAGCGCAUAAGGAGGUGGAGGAGGGUCUGCUGGACGUGUUGGACAGGUGCUGCGCUAUGCUUCUUGAUGGGGAGAUGCCUGCACAGUAUCCUGAUCUCCGUGUUGCCACAUUCAUGAGGGACGGACUUCAGCUAACGGUGGACCUGAUGGCACUUAACAAGGGGUGGAGGAGCAAGAUACCAUUGAUACCGUUGGCACCAGUACCAGUGAUGCUAUUGAACUGUCUGACAGCGAGUACGAGUCAGAAGGGCGACAAUAAAAAUUUAUUGGCAGACUCUGACAGAAUACGAAAUUGGGAUUAA
This is a messenger RNA of Gamsiella multidivaricata, 492 nucleotides long. RefSeq lists its product as uncharacterized. Bases 1 to 492 code for a protein of 163 amino acids. The record is from RefSeq and is a predicted model, not a curated record. Lineage: Eukaryota; Fungi; Mortierellomycota; Mortierellomycetes; Mortierellales; Mortierellaceae. The transcript has 2 exons.